This is a messenger RNA of Dictyostelium purpureum, 1994 nucleotides long. RefSeq lists its product as uncharacterized. Gene Ontology annotation, biological process: mRNA splicing, via spliceosome. The transcript is spliced from 2 exons. The coding region runs from base 23 to 1966 and encodes 647 amino acids. NCBI's taxonomy places the organism in Eukaryota, Evosea, Eumycetozoa, Dictyosteliales, Dictyosteliaceae. The record is from RefSeq and is a predicted model, not a curated record. Gene Ontology annotation, molecular function: protein binding.
GUAAAAAUAAAUAGUAAUCAUUAUGAGUUCAGACAAAAAACAAGAAACUCAAAUUACCGAUAAUAGUAAUAAUAAUCCAACCACAAUUACAAAUAAUAAUGAAAAUUUAGAUAAUAAAAAUAAUAAAGAAGAAACUAAUAAAGAAAUCAUAAAAGAUAAUAACAAAAUUAAAGAAGAGAAUAUUAAUAAUGAUAAUAAAGAAACCAUAAAAGAUAAUAACAAUAAUAAUAAUAGUAAUGAAUCAGAUGAUGAGGGUUUAAUUAAAAAUUUAACAAACAGAGAAAUUGAAAUUAAAAAUUUAGUUAGUGGAGCAGAAUAUACAGGACCACCAAAGAAAACAAUUUAUUUAGAAGAUAAUACAGAUAUAUUUGAUCCAAAUGAACCACAGAUUAAAGAAGAUAUUAUUCGUAUGAUUAUUCAGUAUCUUCAAGAUGAAGGAUAUACAGCAUCAUUAUUAACAGUUCAAGACGAAGCCAAUGUCAAAUUCUCAGAACAUGUUUACAAGAUUUCACAAAUGAAAAAGAUGAAGAAGGCAAUUUUAGAAGGAGAUUGGAAUGAAGUUGAAAAACUUUGUGCUAAAAACACAUUCAAGAAUCACCAAUCAUUUUUAUAUGCAGUUUACAAGCAAGCUUAUUUAGAGUUACUAGAAAAACAAGAGUAUCAAAAAGCAUUCUCAUAUUUAACCAAACGUUUAAAACCAUUGGAAGGUCGUCAAAACAAUGCUGAUGAAUUUAAAGAUUUGUGUUAUCUUUUAACAUGUCGUUCAGUUCAAGAGGUUAGUUCCUUUAAGAAUUGGGAUGGUAGCAAGGGCACUAGCAGAGAAAAAUUGGUUGAACAAUUUCAAUCAAUGUUAGAGUUGGAAAAUACAAAAUCAACAGGUGCAUUGUUCCGUGUACCACCACAUCGUUUAAUUUCUUUAUUAAAACAAUCCAUUGCCUAUCAAAUCGAGUUUGGUCGUUAUCAUCCAAAAGUUUUACCAAAAAUUAAAACACUUCUCGACGAUUAUAGCUGUUUUGUUUUGCCAAAUAGUUUAAAGUUCAAUUGUAAUGGUCAUCGUAAAAAUGUAAAAUGCGUCGAAUUUAUUGGUAAUGGUCUAACAUUGGCAUCUGGUUCUUCCGAUAAUACCAUUAAACUUUGGAAUACUGAAAAUGGUAACCUUUUAUCCACCCUUACUGGUAACAACUCUAGAAUAUGGGAUUUAUCUUCAUCUUCAUCUGGUAACUUUUUAGCAAGCGCUGCUGGUGAUGGUAUUGUAAAGGUUUGGGAUGUUCAAUCUAAAACUAAACCACAAUGUCCAUUAACACUUAAAGCUCAUGAAGGUGAUGCUUAUACUGUACAAUUUCAUCCUGGUCAAAACCACAUUGCAACUGGUGGUUAUGACAAAGGUAUUCAUUUAUAUGAUGUUAGAACUGGGGCAUUGGUUAAGUCAUUUUCAGGUCAUACUGGAUCAAUUUCUAAAGUUAUAUUUAAUCCACAUGGUAAUUUAAUUAUUUCAGGUUCAAAAGAUAGUACAAUUAAAUUUUGGGAUAUUGUCAGUGGUGUAUGUAUUAAAACUUUAAGUUCACAUUUAGGCGAGGUUACAUCUAUUGCAACCAAUAGUAGUGGAACCUUUUUACUCAGCGCAUCAAAAGAUAAUAGUAAUCGUUUGUGGGAUAUUAGAAAUGCUCGUCCAAUUAAACGUUUCAAAGGUCAUCAAAAUACAUCAAAGAACUUUAUUCGUAGUAGUUUUGGUCCAAACGAAUCUUUAGUAGUUGGUGGCUCUGAAGAUGGUUAUAUUUAUAUUUGGGAUAUCGAAACCUGUAACAUCCUUCAAAAAUUAGGUACCCCAUCCAAUCAUAUGCCAAUGGUUUACUCUGCAACUUGGUGUCAAGAACAAUCUUUAUUAGCAUCAUGUUCCCAGGAUUGUUCCGUUAAAAUGUGGUGGUAUGACCAAUCAAAACCAGUUUUUAAUGAUAAUUUAAAUUAAAAUAAAUAAAUAAAUAAUAAAUAAUUAU